AUGCCUGUCCUACGCCCCUUCGCGCAACCAAUCCAAGACAACACCGUUUACACCGUCACAACGUUGUCCGGCGAACAACAGGCUCAUGUGCUGGACCGCCGCGGUGUGCAAGACGCAGAGGAAGUCUAUGUACACUACCUCGGCACGGACAAGCGCCUCGACGAAUGGGUCCCGGCGAAUGUCGUGUCCAUCUCGGCCAACCAACCUGAAUUGGAUCCAUCUACCUCACCAGCCGCCCUUGGGCGCAAGAGGAGGCGCGCGCGAUCCUCGUCCGUAGGCGUGUCGGAGGCACCCGACACGCGCGAAGGCUCGCUCGAACCCGAUGAUGAGGCGGAAAUGAACGGGAAUGGGAGCAUAGUUGACGGCGCCAGCGAUGCGGGCGCGCUCGGCGUGGACGACGGGACCGCCAUGAUGACCGAGGAGGAGUUCGAUCUCCAGCACCACAAGCGGAUGUUCGCGCAACGAAACUUCGAGACCGUCACUUUCUAUGAGUGGCAGAUCAGGACUUGGUACUUCUCUCCCUACCCCAUCUUAGACGAGGCCGACGAUCCUACCGCGCUACCCUCAAGCUCGAAUGGCCAUUUUCCUGCAAGCGCCGCGCACACCAGGGCCUCUUCGCAUCCGCUUUCCCCUACCGGUGUCACGCCGUCAGCGCCUCUCGGUUCGCAUGGGGUCAGCUCUCUCCAGGGUCCCGGACAGCGCGGACAAGGCAUUCCGCGGUCCAGUAUCCGUGCACAUGGCCGCACCUCCGACCUGUGGACGGGGGGACUCAAGAGGGCGCAUACGGCGCCGGAGAAGAGCACAUUAUGGGUGUGCCACCGUUGCUUCAAGUACAUGACGGACGGUCUGAGCUGGGAAAUGCAUAUCAAGAGGUGUACAAUGAAUAAUCCUCCAGGAAGAAAGGUGUAUCAGCGUGGAGCACACAUCAUUUGGGAGGUCGAUGGGCUCAAAGAGAAGUUAUAUUGUCAAAAUCUCUCCCUUUUCGGCAAGCUGUUCAUAGACAUCAAGACCAUAUUCUUCGACAUGGAUAACUUCUUGUUUUACGUCCUGACAGACGCAGAUUCGCAACGGGAUCAUGCACUCGGAUUCUUCUCGAAAGAGAAGGUUUCCUACGACGAUUACAAUCUCGCCUGCAUCGUCAUAUUUCCACCUUACCAGAGGAAACGAUACGGCAUGUUGUUGAUUGAAUUCAGCUACGAACUCUCCAAACGAGCUGGUGUCAUCGGUACACCUGAACGCCCCCUUUCCGAUCUCGGAUUGCGGACAUAUCUCAACUACUGGGUUUCGACCAUAUUACGUCACCUCCAGAAACUCCUUUCCGUCGUGCCUCCAGACAUGACCGUCCGCUCCGGCCCACAAAUGCCGGACCUUUCAAAGCUCCGCGCCAAGUCGGAAGAUCUCAUGACUCAGAAACCGAAGAAGAAGAAGACGAAGGGGUGGGACGGCGAGAUCGACCUGAGCGAGCUAUACGCCAACCAGCCGCCGCCAGACGAUCCCAACACGUCCUUGACGUCCAGGCGCACCCUGGUCACGCGAGGCAAUCCGGACGGGUCCGCCACAACCCACGUCGUGGUCCACUGCACGCUCGAGGAUCUCUCGCGGGCGACGUACAUCCGCGUGGAGGACGCUGCGUUCGCGCUGAACGAGUGCGGGCUUCUGCUCCGGAAGAAGCACGUCGAGGGGAACACGAGGAAUGGAGAGGAGGCCGUAGACGGAGAGCCAGCGGAGCAAAUGAUCGUGGUGGUGUCUAGGGAGAUGAUCGACGAGGUAGCGCGACAGUGGGGGCUCAAGCGGAUGUGCAUGGAGACUCCGCAUAUACUGCUCUGAACGGACUUGUACUUAGGUGGUUGACAUUGCCCGUUGCUCUAGCGUGGAAAAUAUAUAAUCAUGCACUGC
This is a messenger RNA of Punctularia strigosozonata HHB-11173 SS5, 1896 nucleotides long. RefSeq names its product acyl-CoA N-acyltransferase. Bases 1 to 1827 code for a protein of 608 amino acids. Lineage: Eukaryota; Fungi; Basidiomycota; Agaricomycetes; Corticiales; Punctulariaceae. The record is from RefSeq and is a predicted model, not a curated record. Gene Ontology annotation, molecular function: histone acetyltransferase activity. Gene Ontology annotation, biological process: regulation of DNA-templated transcription. The transcript is spliced from 8 exons.